This is a messenger RNA of Equus caballus (horse), 5909 nucleotides long. The record is from RefSeq and is a predicted model, not a curated record. NCBI's taxonomy places the organism in Eukaryota, Metazoa, Chordata, Mammalia, Perissodactyla, Equidae.
GGUAAUGAAGAGAGGGGUGAUGAAGUUAAUGACGAUGAGGACAAUGAUGAUGACAAUGACGAUGAUGAUGAUGACAUCCUAGCCAGGAAGAAAGUGACUGAGGACAAACCUGCCACCACCACCUGAAACAGCUCAUCCAUGUUUAGCUGAAAGCAAUAGGUGUCCUAGGUUCACUUUCCUCUCUGUAGCCUUUGAUGUCGCUCCACAAUUUGGGUAGUAAGGGCCUUGAUUAAAUCUGUCCGUCUUUCUCUUGUGGGGGAAAAAAAAGCAGAACAAUGUGGUUUGCAGAUUUUUCUUGCUACACUGCACACAAUGAUUAGUAUUCAUUUCAUAUGGAAAAUGUUUGCCUCUCCAAGGCAAAUGAAACCUUGCUCUCUCUCUCCCCACAAGCUUACAGGCAAGCAGCUUUCUGUAUCCCAGACCACAUCCAAGCUAUAACUCAGAUUCCGUAAUUGUGGGUGGUACGUGUGAGAUAAAAGAAAAUACACCAUUAAAAAAAUGGGAAAAGAACUGGAAUACAUCUCUCUCCAAAGAAGACAUACAAAUGGCCAAUAAGUAAAUGAAAAGAUGCUUAACAUCACUAAUCAUUAGGGAAAUGCAAAUCAAAACCACAAUGAGAUACCAGUUUACACAAACUAGAAUGGCUGUUAAAACACACACACAGAAAAUAACAAGUGCUGGUAAAGAUAUGGAGAAACUAGACCCCUGUGCAAUGCCAAUAGCAAUGGAAAGUGGUGCAGCUGCUGUAAAAAACAGUCUAGUGGUUCCUCCAAAAUUUAAACAUAGAACUACCAUAUGAUCCGCCAAUCCCACUUCUGGGUGUGUAUCCAAAACAACUGAAAGGAGGCACUCAAACAGAUACUUGUCCAACUCAUGUUGAUAGACGCAUUACUCACAAUAGCCAAAAGGUGGAAGGAAUCAUCUGUCCACAAACAGGUGAAUGGACAAAGGUAUGGACAUACACACAACAGAAUAUUAUCCAGCAUCAGAAAGAAAUUAAAUUAUGACAGACGCUACAACAUGGAUGAAAUUUUCCAAAUUCUUUCAAUAAAGGUCGAAAAAUAAGCAUCCUCCAAGGAGGCCAGAAUUGUUGAAAUUUCAAUUGUUUUGCUUAGCACAUCUCUUCUGACUUGAGCCCAUUGCAAUUCUGACAUUUUCCAAGUAUGUGGAAUAGUGAAAAACAAGGAAAAUCCACUUGUAAAGUAUGAAAGGAUGAGGAAGAGUUGCUGGAUGAUAAAGAUGCCGUGGAUUUCCUAUUGGGCUUGGAUCGUGGGGCGGAAGAUAUUGUGGCUGUCAGACCUGCAGAUUAUGAAAGUGUCCACAUUCGGCUGCAGAAGGAAAAAGAACUCCUGUUCAUACCUAGCAGGAGGACAGUGCCUACGUAUAAAAAGCUUCCUGAGAACGUGCAGCCCAGAUUCCUGGAAGACGAAGGCCUUUACAUCGGGGCAAGACUGGAGGUGCCGCGCACCAAUCAGAACAUCAUGGAGAACAGACUGCUGAUGCAGGAGCCUGUAAGCGCACAGCCCCUGCUCCCAAGUGGAGCCCCGGAGCAACUCAGAGAGGGGAGAAGGUGGUUCGGAGAUGAUGGCAGAAUCCUGGCACUGCCAAACCCCAUCAAGCCCUUUCCUUCAAGACCACUAGUGUUGUCACAAGAGCAAGACAUCAAGGCAGAACUUGAAACAUUGUAUAAAAAGGCAGUAAAGUAUGUCCACAGAAGUCAGCAUAUGAUCGGAUCUGGAGACCCUCCCGGAAAUUUCCAACUGGACAUUGAUAUUUCAGGGUUAAUCUUUACUCAUCACCCUUGUUUUAGCCGGGAGCAUGUUUUGGCAGCCAAGUUGGCCCAAUUAUAUGACCAGUACCUUGCAAGACGGCAGAGAAACAAGGCAAAAUUUCUUACUGAUAAGCUUCAAGCUCUAAGAAACGCUGUUCAGAUGAGCCUUAAUCCAGCAAAAACUCCUAAGUCUCUUGAUACAACCCGAAGAGCCAUCAAUGAAUAUAAAUCUGAAAUUCGGCAAACAAGAAAACUGCGUGACAUUGAACAAGAAAAAGAUCGAACAUUGCUUAAGACCAUCAUAAAAGUCUGGAAAGAGAUGAAAUCCCUUCGAGAGUUCCAGAGGUUUACAAAUACGCCUUUGAAACUUGUUUUGAGAAAGGAAAAAGUGGACCAGAAAGCAGACGAAGAAGCAUAUGAAGCAGAAGUUCAAGCUGAAAUAAGUGAACUAUUGGAAGAGCACAGGGAAGAGUAUGAACAGAGGAUGGAUGAAUACAGAAGUGCCCAUCAGCAGUGGAAAGCCUGGAAGAAAGCCCAAAGGACCAAGAAGAAGAAAAAGAAACAAGGAGUCGAAGAACAUCCUGAUGACGAGAUGGAGGAACCAUAUCCUGGGGAGGACCCUGUAAAACCUGUCCCUCCAGAGCCCACCAAUCAGGCAGUAAUAGAGCAAGAGGUGAGAGAGAGAGCAGCCCAGAGCAGGAGGAGGCCUGGGGAGCCCAUGCUGGUCCCGGAGCUGAGCCUGGCGGGGAGCGUGACGCCCAAUGACCAGUGUCCCAGGGUGGAGGUUUUGCGAAGGGAGGAUGUCAAGAGGCGCUCGGUGUAUUUGAAGGUGCUCUUCAAUGACAAGGAAGUGUCCAGGACCAACAGUCGGCCACUCGGGGCUGACUUCCGAGUUCACUUUGGACAGAUUUUCAAUCUGCAGAUAGUCAACUGGCCAGAGAGUUUAACACUGCAGGUAUAUGAAACAGUGGGACACAGUGGGACAACCUUGCUAGCAGAAGUGUUUCUGCCUAUUCCUGAAACUACUGUUGUCACUGGAAGGGCUCCCCUUGAAGAAGUAGAGUUUAGCAGUAACCAGCAUGUGACACUGGACCACGAGGGAGUUGGAAGUGGAGUGCCCUUCUCCUUUGAAGCUGAUGGUAGUAAUCAACUGACCCUAAUGACCUCGGGAAAAGUGUCCAACAGUGUGUCAUGGGCUAUUGGAGAAAAUGGGAUACCUUUAAUUCCUCCAUUAUCGCAGCAGAACAUUGGAUUUAGGAGUGCUUUGAAGAGAGCAGAUGCCAUCUCAUCUAUUGGCACUUCGGGACUGACAGACAUGAAAAAGUUGGCCAAGUGGGCAGCAGAGUCCAAGCUUGACCCAAAUGAUCCCAACAAUGCCCCUUUGAUGCAGCUAAUCUUGGUUGCAACCAGUGGUGAGUCCUAUGUCCCUGAUUUCUUUCGACUGGAACAGCUACAACAGGAAUUUAACUUUGUUUCAGAUGAGGAAUUAAAUAGAUCCAAACGAUUCAGGCUUCUUCGUCUUAGAAGCCAAGAGGUGCCAGAAUUCCGAAAUUAUAAGCAAAUUCCAGUAUAUGACCGAGAAAUUAUGGAAAAGGUAUUCCAGGAUUAUGAGAAACGAUUACGAGACAGAAAUGUAAUUGAAACCAAGGACCACAUUGAUACCCAUAGGGCCAUAGUAGCCAAGUACCUCCAGCAGGUUAGAGAAUCGGUGAUAAAUCGUUUCCUAAUUGCAAAACACCAUUUUCUUCUUGCUGAUUUGAUAGUAGAAGAAGAAGUUCCCAACAUCAGCAUUUUGGGCCUGAGGCUUUUCAAGCUGGCAGAACAAAAGCGACCACUGAGGCCAAGGAGAAAAGGUCGGAAGAAGGUGACAGCUCAAAACCUGUCUGAUGGAGACAUAAAGCUGCUGGUGAACAUUAUCCGGGCUUAUGACAUUCCGGUGAGGAAGCCAAUCACAAGCAAAUUCCAGCAGCCACCGAGAUCUUCAAGGACUUUCAGCGAAAAGCAAGCUGCUUCUCCAACCACACACAGUCCAACCCACAGUGCUGACUACCCCCUCAGCCAGGUUUUAGUACGUCCUUUUGUAGAAGUUUCUUUUCAACGAACUAUUUGCCAUACAACUACGGCUGAUGGGCCAAACCCUAGCUGGAAUGAAGAACUUGAACUUCCAUUCAGGGCCCCUAAUGGAAAUUACAGCACGACCAGUUUGCAGUCAGUGAAAGACGACGUGUUUAUUAACAUUUUUGACGAAGUACUAUAUGAUGUCUUAGAGGAUGACCGUGAAAGAGCAAGUGGAAUCCACACACGUAUUGAGAGACACUGGUUGGGAUGUGUGAAAAUUCCUUUUAGUACGAUAUAUUUCCAAGCAAAGAUUGAUGGGACAUUUAAAAUAGAUACUCCCCCAGUUCUUCUGGGCUACAGUAAGGAGCAAAGUGUGGUUGCUGAGCGGGGUUUUGACCCUGUCCGAAGCCUAAGCGAAGGCUCCUACAUCACCCUGUUCAUCACCAUGGAGCCUCAGCUGGUUCCUGGGGAGUCUGUUCGAGAAAAGACGAGUGACAUGCUUAAAAAGUUUGAUUCUCAGGAAGAUGAGAAGUUACUUCAAGCCACCGAGAAGUUUCAAGCUGAAUGUGCCUUAAAGUUUCCAAAUCGUCAGUGCCUUACAACAGUGAUUGACAUAAGUGGGAAAACUGUCUUUAUUACUCGUUAUCUCAAGCCUUUAAACCCCCCUCAGGAGCUCCUGAAUGCCUACCCCAAUAACCCACAGGCAACAGCAGAACUGGUGGCUCGAUAUGUUUCAUUGAUUCCUUUCUUGCCUGACACUGUUUCAUUUGCUGGCAUCUGUGACCUAUGGAGCACAUCUGAUCAAUUUCUUGAUCUCCUGGCAGGAGAUGAAGAAGAGCACGCAGUAUUACUAUGUAAUUAUUUUCUCUCCCUGGGUAAAAAGGCCUGGCUCAUGAUGGGCAAUGCUAUUCCUGAGGGUCCAACUGCCUAUGUGCUAACUCGGGAGCAAAGUCACUAUUUAAUAUGGAAUCCCUGCAGUGGACAUUUUUAUGGACAAUUUGAUACAUUCUGUCCCUUAAAAAGUGUGGGCUGUUUAAUAGGUCCUGAUAAUAUUUGGUUUAAUAUUCAACGACAUGAUUCCCCACUGAGGAUAAAUUUUGACAUCACCAAGCCCAAGCUAUGGAAAUCUUUCUUCUCAAGAAGCCUUCCAUAUCCUGGCCUUUCCAGUGUCCAGCCAGAAGAGCUAAUCUACCAGCGCACAGACAAAGCGGCUGCAGCUGAGCUACAAGACAGGAUUGAAAAAAUACUAAAAGAAAAAAUCAUGGACUGGAGGCCACGCCAUCUGACUCGGUGGAAUAGGUACUGUACCUCCACACUACGCCACUUCUUGCCUCUGUUAGAAAGAAGUCAAGGAGAAGACGUAGAAGAUGACCACAGAGCAGAACUGCUGAAACAGCUGGGAGACUACAGGUUCUCUGGAUUUCCCCUUCACAUGCCCUAUUCUGAACUGAAGCCUUUAAUUGAAGCUGUGUAUAGCACUGGAGUACAUAAUAUUGAUGUUCCUAACGUUGAAUUUGCUUUAGCUGUAUAUAUCCACCCAUAUCCCAAAAAUGUUCUGUCUGUUUGGAUCUAUGUUGCCUCCCUUAUACGCAAUAGGUAGCUCUUUCACUGUAUACUUUUUAUAUCGUGUAAAAACUAUAAGUAGGAUAUGAGAAUAUUUUUAAGUGAUAUUCAUCACGUCAGAAAGAAAAUAUUGGCAAAUAAUGGAAUAAAAUUAUCAUUAUUUUCAAACCGUGAAAAAUAAGUGUUUUUAUUAGUAGUCUGCCUUGUCUUUGCUACUCUGACCCUUAAUUCAGCUGACACUAGCCACAGUUCCCACUUACACUAUGAGCUUCAUACCUUGAUGCUUGUCUACUUGCUCACCUUCUACUUGGAAGGCCUUUCUUCGUUGCUGGUCCAGCAGAACCGCAAUCAUACUUUUAAGACCCAAUAAAACAACACAACUUUUCUGAGGGAAGGAGAAAGAACUUUGUAAUAUAAAAUUUUUAUUUUUAAUGUUGAAUACCUCAUAAUACCUUAUCCUACAGAAAUACUGAACAAGCAUGCACAUGUACAUACAUGCAUACAUAUACACACACAU